Messenger RNA from Striga asiatica, 1477 nucleotides. NCBI's taxonomy places the organism in Eukaryota, Viridiplantae, Streptophyta, Magnoliopsida, Lamiales, Orobanchaceae. The record is from the annotation of a GenBank genome assembly.
UAAAAAUAUAUGAAUAAAUACUGUAUUAAAUAAUAUUCCAUAACAUAAAAGCUUGUUUAACUCCAGAUAUGUUUCUAUCUCUGCAUAGAAACAUGACCCAACAAAUCUGUUUGCCAUCACUAUUCCAUGAUUCAAAAGCUCGCGUGCACUGACCUAUUUCUUCGAUUUAAGACAACCAAUUUGUCCUAAUAAUUUGUUUUGGUGAUGGGUUUUCAAGAAUUGAUGAAUCCCAUUGACUGGGAGCAAGAAUCUUACCCGCAGUACGAGGAUUUCGUCGUGCUUCCAUUUUUUGCUAUGCUUUUCCCUACAGUUCGAUUUUUGCUCGACAGAUUCGUCUUUGAGAAAGUUGGAAGGCGGGUAAUAUACGGAAAGGCAGCGGAAUUGGUGGAAAAUGAGACGGAUGAUCAAAAGAAGAAGAUAAGGAAGUUCAAAGAAUCUGCUUGGAAAUGCAUCUAUUAUCUUUCUGCUGAGAUAUUGGCGCUUGCCGUGACUUACAACGAGCCUUGGUUCAGAAAGACAAAAUAUUUCUGGGUGGGGCCCGGUAACCAAGUCUGGCCUGACCAAGCAUACAAGCUGAAACUGAAGGGCCUCUACAUGUUUGCGGGUGGAUUCUAUUCGUACUCCAUUUUUGCUUUGGUAUUUUGGGAAACGAGACGCUCGGAUUUUGGGGUCUCUAUGAGUCACCACGUUGCCACGUUCAUUCUCAUCGUCUUAUCAUAUGUAUUCAGGUUUGCUCGUGUGGGUUCUGUCGUUUUAGCCCUUCACGAUGCGAGUGAUGUGUUUCUUGAAAUCGGGAAGAUGUCGAAGUACAGUGGGGCCGAGGCAGUGGCUAGCUUCUCGUUUGUCCUCUUUGUAUUGUCGUGGAUUGUUCUUCGCCUUAUAUACUACCCGUUUUGGAUUCUAUGGAGCACAAGUUAUGAAGUCGUACAGACAUUGGAUAAGGAAAAACACAAAGUCGAUGGACCAAUCUAUUACUACAUUUUCAAUUUCCUUCUUUUCUCCUUACUCGUUCUUCAUGUAUAUUGGUGGGUGUUGAUGUACCGAAUGCUCGUCAAGCAAAUCCAAGCAAGGGGACGAGUCAGUGAAGAUGUUAGGUCCGAUUCUGAGGAUGAAGAUGAUGAGCAUGAAGAUUAAAAAAUGUAACUAACUUCAUUUUCAAAGUCGCAAAAAAGAUUCCAAUGCAAUGUACAAACUGUUCUUUCUCCUAGCAGUGACACGAAAUCCUUUCAAUUCAAGAAUUGAAAUAUAAAAAAACUGAAAAUUAAUUCAACAUGGCUUGUCAAGGAGGGCUUGGAGAGGAAAUAACGAUCAUCCCUUUUUUUUUUUUGGCUUUUUUUUGUUUUCGUUAAAAUUUGCCAUGGAAGUUUCCAAUGAUUGUACCUUAUGUGUUGGAACUGUUGCAAGAGUGUAGCAAAAAAAUUAGUGCCAGCAAUAUUUUAUGCAAUUUUGAGUAAAAUGUUGCAUUUUGUCAUAGAUA